Molecule: messenger RNA, 1116 nt
Organism: Raphanus sativus (radish)
Lineage: Eukaryota; Viridiplantae; Streptophyta; Magnoliopsida; Brassicales; Brassicaceae
Exons: 3
Coding region: 329-928 (199 amino acids)
Source: RefSeq, a predicted model, not a curated record
CUAAACCUUCAAUCCUACAUCUAAUUACUCUUGGAGGAUAAACCAUAAGGGUUUUGACUUGCAUUUGUGUUGUAGGCUAGCUCUCUUUGCCUUGUACCCCUAAUUACUCUAUAUAUUUAAUUUUGUAGAAAAGACAACAAAAGAAAACUUGCUUUUUAGUUGACCAAGAAAAACGUGGGGUGGGUUUUAAAAAACAUUUUCGCAUGUUAAUUGUUUUUUUUUUGUUUGCGCUCUCCAAUCAUUUAUCUGAGUUUUCCCUCUCUGCUUUAAAAUUUAUAUUUCGUUCGUUUUCGUCAAAAAAAAAAAAAAAAAGAACAAUUGCGAAGGGAUGGCGGUUACGAAGAAAUGGGCAUCGACAAUCUCGGUGGUGGCUUCAUCUGUGUUUGCAUUCAUCAUCGUCUUCCAGAUUCCUCUCUUCCGAGUAGGGUGCAGGAACAAGACCUGCGAGUCACCGUUGGAGGUUAUAUCUUCUCAGUUGAUUGGAAGCGAACUCGUUCCUUCAUCUCUUAUCAAGACUCUCCUUUAUCCUGGUGCCAUUGCCAAGUCUCUUCUCCGUCGUUCUCCACCCCCAAGCUAUCACAACUUGUUCCACUUUUACCAUUUCCACCACCUGAAUCGAGCAUCCUCCUCCUCCUCUCUUUCAACCGAUGAUAUCCGCCAUCUUGAGGUGUUUGCUGGCUGCUGUUUAUGUCUGCUAGGAGCUUUGCUCAGCAUCUUCAAACCCAGAAGACUAACCUUCAUUGGCACCCUUUUGAUCUAUUGGGGUCUUCUCAGAGACAUUCUUCUAUUCAACUCCUCCUCUGUUCGUCUCUACCCAACGCUCUUUCUCGCUUCAAUCUCUGCAUUCCUCUCCAUACGAAGCGAUGUCAGGAAGAUCAUCCAUUGUUGCUGCUGUUGCACCUCUAAGCCCCUUUCCAAAUCUCUCUGACACUCACAUUACUCAAAAAAGCGGAGACUAAUCUUCUUACUUAGAGUUUCCAAAGAGGUAGUAGAAGAAGAAGUCACUAUUAUUACUCUAGUAAUCAUCAUCAGAUAAAACGGUUAAAAAAAGCUUGUCAUUUCUGCGGAAUACAAAAAAAAAAAACUGCUUCUAUAUAAGCUAGAAUCUUUGUUCAA